AUGAUGCCCAAUCCUUUAUAGAAUAAAAAAUAUAAUUUUCAAGCUCAUUCUUAUUUUAUUAAUUUUUACAACAGAUUUCUUAAGUAGGAUGUGGUAUACAAUAAUAAUUAAAAAUUGAAUUCAAAUGAAUUGCAAAAGCAAAUUUAAAAUGUUGAAAAGAAAUUUAAGAAGAAGUAUAUAAACACAUAAAAUAAUAAUGAAUGAGAUUAAUUCGUAACUUAUAUUAGAAGAACCGAAUUUAGAUAAUAUGAUCAAAUAUAUAAUGAUUAAUAAUAUCUUUUGGGUUAUUUUACGAAAGAUAAAGGAAGAUAUGAGGAUUAUAAAAAUUCAGUCUUAGUUAAUUUUGCUGAUAAAAAUGUAGAUGGCUUAAGUUUUGAUCCUGUAAACUUAGCUUAAGAGGAAGUAAUUAUUUCAAAUUAUUGUUUUAAUAGGUUUUGAUUUUAACACAUCCUGAAGCACUUAUAAGCAUGUUAUUUAUGGAAACUAUGGAUGAAAAUGAAGCUAUUCUUAUUAAAAAUGUAUUUAGAUUUAAAGAUUAUGAUAGAUAUGGAUAGACAUUUAGAUAAAAAGAUGAAGAUUAUUUUAAAUAAAUUUAGCAAAAUACGAAAAUUAUAAAAAAUCAUUUUUGA
Molecule: messenger RNA, 629 nt
Organism: Paramecium pentaurelia
Lineage: Eukaryota; Ciliophora; Oligohymenophorea; Peniculida; Parameciidae
Source: the annotation of a GenBank genome assembly